Molecule: messenger RNA, 2850 nt
Organism: Pteronotus mesoamericanus
Lineage: Eukaryota; Metazoa; Chordata; Mammalia; Chiroptera; Mormoopidae
Gene: HBS1L
Product: HBS1 like translational GTPase
Exons: 18
Coding region: 178-2235 (685 amino acids)
Biological process (GO): translation
Molecular function (GO): GTPase activity; GTP binding
Source: RefSeq, a predicted model, not a curated record
GAGAGGUUGCCGUCGCGCAGUGCGCAGACUAGACGUCGGGCGUGCGCAGGCGCUCAGCGCUGAGGCCUGCCGGAAGCUAAAAUGGCGUUUAGGUGUUCUCCAGGCCGCAGUUGGCGCCUUAUCAGUUUCUGAGCGGGUGUUUUGCAAAGGGCUGUGGCGACUGCCCUCUUCGCCGCCAUGGCCCGGCAUCGGAAUGUUCGAGGCUAUAACUACGAUGAAGAUUUUGAAGAUGAUGAUCUCUAUGGCCAGUCUGUAGAGGAUGAUUAUUGUAUUUCGCCAUCAACAGCUGCUCAGUUUAUUUACUCACGACGUGACAAACCUAUUGUUGAGCCUGUAGAUGAAUAUGAUUACGAAGAUCUGAAGGAAUCUUCCAGUUAUCUUUUGAACCAUCAGCUAAGUGGAUUUGAUCAAGCUCGUCUUUAUUCAUGCCUUGAUCACAUGAGAGAGGUAUUUGGAGAUGCUGUGCCAGAUGACACAUUGAUUGAUGCAGUUCUGAAGAACAAGUUUGAUGUGCAGAAGGCUUUGUCAAUGGUUCUGGAACAAGAUAAGAUACAGAGUUUGAAGGUCAAGAAUGAGGGAGCAAUAGCUACAGGAAAGACAGCAAAAGGAAAACCAAUAGAUUUCCAUUCAUCUCGAAGUGAAUCUGAAAUUGUGCCAAAAGUUGCUAAAAUGACUGUAUCUGGAAGGAAGCAAACCAUGGGAUUUGAAGUGCCUGGAGUAACUGCUGAAGAAAAUGGUCAUAGUUUCCACACACCUCAAAAAGGACAACCUAAUGAAGAUACCACCAUUGCUGCUUCUGAUGUUCUUGAGACCGUUUCUAAAUCAUCUCUUCCAUCCCACACCGUUCAAGCAUCAGAAGAGCAGACUUCAACACAAACGCCAGUGAAAAAGUCUAGCAAGCUGAGGCAACAAAUAGAUGUCAAAGCAGAGCUGGAGAAGCGGCAAGGAGGGAAGCAACUACUCAACUUAGUGGUCAUUGGUCAUGUUGAUGCUGGGAAAAGUACUCUGAUGGGCCAUAUGCUUUAUCUUCUGGGUAAUGUAAACAAAAGAACUAUGCAUAAGUAUGAACAAGAGGCUAAAAAGGCUGGCAAAGCUUCGUUUGCAUAUGCAUGGGUCUUGGAUGAGACUGGAGAAGAAAGGGAAAGGGGAGUAACAAUGGAUGUUGGUAUGACAAAGUUUGAGACCACAACCAAAGUUAUUACAUUAAUGGAUGCUCCAGGCCAUAAGGAUUUCAUUCCAAAUAUGAUUACAGGAGCAGCCCAGGCGGAUGUAGCUGUUUUAGUUGUAGAUGCCAGCAGGGGAGAGUUUGAAGCUGGAUUCGAGACUGGGGGCCAAACACGAGAACAUGGCCUCUUGGUUCGUUCUCUUGGAGUAACGCAGCUUGCAGUUGCAGUCAAUAAAAUGGAUCAGGUCAAUUGGCAACAAGAAAGGUUUCAAGAGAUUACUGGAAAACUUGGACACUUUCUUAAGCAAGCAGGUUUUAAGGAAAAUGAUGUUGCUUUUAUUCCGACAAGUGGUCUCAGCGGUGAAAAUCUAAUUACAAGAUCUCAGUUGAGUGAACUUACAAAAUGGUAUAAAGGACUAUGUUUAUUAGAACAAAUUGAUUCCUUCAAGCCUCCUCAAAGAUCUAUUGAUAAGCCUUUUAGGUUAUGUGUAUCUGAUGUUUUCAAAGAUCAAGGAUCUGGAUUUUGUGUAACUGGUAAAAUUGAAGCUGGUUAUAUCCAGACUGGUGACCGACUACUAGCAAUGCCCCCCAAUGAAACUUGUACUGCAAAAGGAAUCACUCUGCAUGAUGAACCUGUUGAUUGGGCAGCAGCAGGCGAUCAUGUUAGUCUUACGUUGGUUGGAAUGGAUAUCAUCAAAAUCAACGUUGGCUGCAUAUUUUGUGGCCCCAAAGAACCCAUUAAAGCUUGCACUCGUUUCAGAGCCCGAAUCCUCAUCUUUAAUAUUGAAAUUCCGAUCACUAAAGGAUUUCCUGUGCUGUUACACUACCAAACUGUCAGUGAACCUGCUGUUAUUAAACGACUGAUUAGUGUCUUAAACAAAAGCACAGGCGAAGUCACUAAGAAGAAACCUAAAUUGUUGACUAAAGGCCAGAAUGCACUGGUAGAGCUACAGACACAAAGACCAGUCGCUCUCGAGCUGUACAAAGACUUUAAGGAGCUGGGGAGAUUCAUGCUACGUUACAGUGGUUCUACAAUAGCUGCUGGCGUCAUCACUGAGAUAAAAGAAUGAUGGGUCAGAAUUUCUACCACGUUUCCAAAGGCAAGGAAAUGACUAACCUCUUUUUAAAGAAUCCGGUUACUCAGUUAAAGGAGAAAUGUGCAACUGAUAUUUUUUUUUUAAAUGAGAGAAUAUUAAAGCUAGAAUCAGCUGCAAAGAAGUAUUUAUCAUCACUGCUGCAAAAAUUUCAAGUUGCCAAGCUGAUUUUAAAAACCAGCUUUCCCUGUGAAGAGUUAGUAAAUGGAUUUACUUUGCCAAGAUUUAUGGAAAACUAUCAGAACUAUAUAUUAGAAGAUGUGGGUUCAUCAUGAAAUGAACUCUACUUCCAACCAAACCACGAAAUGUUUACAGUUUUCUCUUGGUCUUCAACUGUACUGUAUACAUUUUAAGGAAAAAUACUAAAUUGGGUGGUUGAGGUAGUCAGUAUUUAAGAAAGGUGAUCUUUUUCUGAUUAACUCUAAGAUUUGCUGAAGAUUAUAAUAAAGGUAUUUUAUGUUGAACAUAAAAAUAUUCUUCCUCCAACAAGUCAACUUUUGAAAGAUUAGGUUGGAAUUAGUGGAAACUCUUUGUUAUCACAGGUAUUAUUUAAGGUGUAACUAAUAAAAUAGGUUGAGCAUAUCAGAAAAA